UUUGACUGUUUGACCUUUUGACAUUCAAUGUCAUGUCAGAUUUAAGCGGGAAUCGGGAAGUCACUCACUAGUCAGUGUUAUUAAAAUGGUUUAAGUGUUAAAAAACUUUGUUGUUGUGAUUGUGAUAAUCAAGUCAGUCGUGAUAACGUUUAAUCUUGCGGGUCUUGGAACAAUACAUGCACAAACAGAAAAAUCACAUCAAAGCUCGACUUUUGAAUUGCCUAAUUUCUUUACAAAAAUAUUAAAUCUUUGUCGUUCCUAAGGUUGUGGAUACGUCUUACUUUCAUUGUCGAAUGUAUGUAGUACCUUCAUGAAUAGUGAGCGAUUAAUAUUUGAUAAAAAAUAUGGAUAUCAUAGAAACAAUUAAAAAGGACAAAGCAUAUUUGAAAUGUAAGCUUAUCGUAAAAAGUUGGGAAAAGGACUUUAAGUCGAAGUAUGGUCGAACGCCCACAAAAUUCGACAUUAAGGAAGCGCCGGCGAAAAUCAAAUAUGCUUAUAAAAAAUACUUUCAAUUGAAAAGCAAUGCUCUUGAAAAUUCACUUUCAAUAUGUGAUAUUGAUGACGAGCCUAUUGUAUCGCCUGAUGUUACACAGCAAUUUGAAUUCACUGCCAGUGAGUCUGUGAGUCCUCAACGGGAGCUUCCUGCCUUACCUAGUGGCCAAGAAUUAGAGAAAUUAUUAUCAAAUAUUGAUAAUCAACCAAAAGUUCAACCUUUACAAACAUUAACAAAUAGUAAUACUCCAUUUACUGAAAAUUUGUCCAAGAAACUUUUUCAAAAUAGAAAAUUCUCACUUAGGAACCCUAGAAAGAUCACAUUGCCAAGAACACAGCCUAAAAGUGAAAACAAGACAUUUCCAAGUAAACUUAUAUCAGGCAGCAGUCUGCAACCUGUUUGUUCUGAUAGCGAUGCUAAACUUGAAAUUGCUGUUGCUGCCCAUUCUGACAGUUCACUAAAGUUUUCUGACAGCCCUGUUUCUAUUUUAAAUAUUUCAAUGCCCACAUAUCUAACAAAUAAGCCUGAUAGUGCAGUAAGACCUGCAAUAAGACAGUUAAAUGAUGCAUGGCUUGGCAGAGUUUCAGGUGAUGUAGCUGAAGUACUUGUAGAGAAAGAACAAUAUUCAAAUGAGCCUCAAAAGUUUGGAUUGGGAAAUAUCAAAAUUUUGGGUAUGAAUAACAAAAAUGUUGAUUAUGUAGAAAACAGUGAAUCAGAAGAAGAAGGUGUUGUCGAUGAUAAGUUUAAACCAGCUCUGAAAAAGAGGAAAUUAGAUUCUGUUAGUGAUGUAAGCAUAAAACAAAUUUGUAGAACUAAAAAACAACCUUUGCAAGAUCAGGUUCGCCAUUCUGAUACAAUACAGGUUAAUCAUACUACAAAGGCUGAUAACCAUGGUCAAAUCUAUAAAAAUAAUGACAAUAAUAGUGAACAGCAAAUGCCAGAUAUUCAAGAAUAUAUUCCUUUUGGUUUAGAAAAGGAUAUUCAACCUCGUCACUUAGAAAUUAUGUCUGCACUCAACAAAGUUGAUGCCAUUGUUGACAAUACUAAAAAUAAUGAAGACUCCAAAAAUAGCAAGAGUUUGGACAGUAAAAUUAAGGCUGGAACAUUAAAUGAGAAUUUUGUAAAAAUAAAUAUUGAAAAAAAAGUGUUUGCCCGGGGAAAGAAGAAUAUGAACUAUAGCAAAUAUAAAAAGUCACUAUGGAAAUCCAAAAAGAGCCUUCACGGUGGAAUGGAGUUUCCUGAGUCUGGUAAAAUAGCAUGUUUCAAGUGUGGAGAUACUGGACAUAUGGCUAGAUAUUGUAGAGCCCAUAAGGGCGAAACACUUUUGCCACUAGAGAGUUACAAUGAAAAUGAAAUACCUACCCUAGAAGACAUGCAAAAGUAUGCCUCUGAUCCAUCUUGCAGUAGUCAAUCAAUAACCGAUGAAUUACAUCAGUCCAUGUAUGAACCCAGUCAAAUUCCAGAUUAUGUAAUGAAAAUGCUAGCUGUAUCAACAGAUGAAGAUGAAAAUGGCAGUGGCAUAAAGCCCUUAUACAAUAAUUAUGAUUAUAGUUCAAUUGAUUUGAAGGAAACUCUAAUGAAAUUUGGCCAUCAAUCAUUUCGUCCUGGGCAAGAAAACGCUAUAAAACGCAUUUUGUGUGGAAAGUCUACACUACUUAUUUUGUCUACAGGAGGUGGAAAAUCCUUAUGUUAUCAGCUUCCUGCUUAUCUUUACAGCCAACAUUAUAGAUGUAUCACAUUAGUAAUUUCCCCUUUAGUUUCACUAAUGGAGGACCAAGUGUUAAAUGUUCCUGAAUUCAUUAAGGCAGGUUGUUACCACACAAAUCAAUCGCAGACACAACGUGGAAAAGUACUACAGUGUCUUAAAGAUGGCUUACUCAAUAUACUUCUCAUAUCUCCUGAAGCUUUAGUGGCAGGCGAUUCAACAAAUGGAUUGUCAGGCCUAUUUAAAUCUCUUCCUCCAAUUGCUUUUGCAUGUAUUGAUGAAGCACAUUGUGUAUCACAAUGGAGUCACAAUUUUAGGCCAAGCUAUCUUAUGAUUUGCAGGGUUUUGAGAGAGAAGUUAAAUGUAAAAUGUAUUCUUGGAUUAACUGCAACUGCAAGUCAGACUACUAUAAAAAGUAUAAUCAGCCACAUUAAUGUCCCUGAUGGAGCAAGUGGUGUUAUCAGAAACCCAGCUCUGCCAGACAACCUUUGUUUAUCAGUUUCCAUUGAAAAAGAUAAAGACAAAGCCCUGGUCUCAUAUUUGUUAUCUGAUCAAAUUAUGCAAUUUAAUGCUAUAAUAGUAUAUUGCCAUAGGAGAGACGAAUGUGAAAGAGUUGCAGCUGUGUUAAGAUCAUGCCUGCAAGAAAUAGGAAAAGUGAAUAUGGAAAGCAAGAAAAACAAAAGGAAACGAAUGUCUUAUAUUGCAGAAGCAUAUCAUGCUGGCAUGUCUGCAGCACAAAGGAAGAAAAUACAAAAACAUUUUAUGGAUGGAACACUACGCAUCAUAGUGGCAACUGUAGCUUUUGGUAUGGGUAUCAACAAGUCUGAUAUAAGAUGUAUUAUACAUUACAACAUGCCCAGCAGUUUUGAAUCUUAUGUGCAAGAAGUUGGGAGAGCUGGUCGAGAUGGACAACUUGCAUACUGCCACAUAAUUUUAAGUAAAAGUAGUAAUGACAAAAAUGAGCUUUUGAAACACAUUCAUGCAAACUCUAUUGAUAGACCUACUAUAAGGAAAUUACUUUCAAAAUUAUUUAUACCUUGUGAAUGCCCUAAAUUGAACAGUGAUACAUCUCAAUCCUAUUGUAAGGGUCAUGAAGUUGGAAUCCCUAUCGAUGAAACAGUGGAAGAACUGGAUUUGCCUUCCGAAAAUAUUGCUACCCUACUAUGUUAUGUUGAACUACAUCCUAAACAAUAUAUAAAAUUUUUAAGUAACGCUUAUAUCAAUUGUAAAAUUUCUUCUUAUGGAGGUCCGAAAAAAAUUCAUGAAGCAGCAAAGACAUGCCGACCUUUGGCAAUGGCAUUAUUACUAGAAAAUAAAAAGGACCCUGGAGUUAUGAGUAAUAGUGUCCUAGAAGUUAAUGUAAUUGAAAUAGCAGCUGCUAUUGGCUGGGAAAGUGGCGUAACUAAAUACCAACUAAAAAAUUUAGAAUGGAUUACUGAGUCGGGAAUGUCGCAAAGGUCUCAUUUAAAAGUAGAGUUUAAUACUCUUGGUUUCAGAAUUAGAGCUAGAGGAGAUCUAAGUGCAGUAGAACUCGAUAGUAUUUUGGAUGAUUUGCAUAAUUCUGUGAUUUCUCAAGAAAAGACUCGGCUGUACCAGUUAGAAGAAUGUAACAUAGCUUUCCACAAGUUGGGAAAUUAUUCGUUAGAAAAUACCCACUUAUCUAAUGAGGCCCUGUUAAAAACUUCAAAUGAGUUGAAAAAUACAAUACAAGAUUAUUUCGAAAGAGAAAAUCUACCAGUAUCCAUGAGUUUAGAAGAGAGACCACUAGACGUCGAAAGAAUCAUAUCGGAUGUUCGGUCUAUUAUAUGUAUUUACAAGGACUGCACUUUUACAGGGCGAAGUAUAGCACGAAUAUUCCAAGGAAUCUCUUCUCCGAAUUUUCCCGCUAUUGUGUGGGGGAAAUGUAAAUUUUGGCGGUCUCAUUUACACGAAGACUUCAAUGGAAUAAUUAAAAUAGCUACACAGCAAAUAAUUCAAAUGAAAACAUAAUACCUAUUUCUACAUUUUACCGAAAGUUUGCCCAGAAUACAUACUAAGAGAUAAAUGCUGACCAGGUUCUUUACAUUAAAAACAGUAUAAGUACCUUGCUUCCUUGCUUCAUAAUAUUAUUAUUUUUAAAACGACUGACGUACCUACGUUUGGACGAGGAUAUAAACAUUAGAAUUAUAUGCGAUCUUAUACCUACUUACCUAAUAAUUAUUAUUGUACACGUGUUUGAUAAAAGUGAUAAUAAAACUUAAUUUAUUUUGUCA
Helicoverpa zea (corn earworm) is the source of this 4450-nucleotide messenger RNA. RefSeq names its product ATP-dependent DNA helicase Q4 (gene RecQ4). The coding region runs from base 345 to 4187 and encodes 1280 amino acids. The transcript has a single exon. NCBI's taxonomy places the organism in Eukaryota, Metazoa, Arthropoda, Insecta, Lepidoptera, Noctuidae. Gene Ontology annotation, cellular component: chromosome; cytoplasm; nucleus. Gene Ontology annotation, biological process: double-strand break repair via homologous recombination. The record is from RefSeq and is a predicted model, not a curated record. Gene Ontology annotation, molecular function: four-way junction helicase activity; zinc ion binding; nucleic acid binding.